AUGAAGGUUGUUCUGCUGUUGUGUUUCGUCGGCCUCGCCGCGGCGGACCUAGAUCUGCCAAACAUAGGAAUUGGCGCAGCGUCUUCCCUGGUUGGAGCUGCAUCAACCAGCAUCACUGCAUCAGAGUCAGCCUCGGCUUCAGAAUCUUCAUCGUCCUCAUCUUCAUCUUCCCUGUCAAAAAGUUCAUCAUCCUCUUCGUCAAUCGCCAGUUCGGCUGCUGGAGCCGUGGCAGGAGCGUUGAGUGGAGCUGGUGCCGGACUGGCUGCAGGUACUAGGGCCGGAGCGAACACUUUGGCUUCAGCAAACGCUGCUGCCGACGCUGGAGCUAUCGCCGGAGCUGGAGCCGGAGCCGUCGCUGGAAGCAGAGCCGGUGCUAAUGCUCAUGCUGCUGCCAAUGCUGGAGCGGUUGCAGGCACGUUGGCUGGUACUAGGGCCGGAGCCGUUUCUGGCGCAGAAGCUGGAGCGAUGGCUGGAGCUGGAGCUGUUUCUGGAGCCGUUGCUGGAGCCGAAGCCGGAGCUGCUGGAUACCCCGCGGGAUUCUACAAGUACCCUGCGUACGUUCCAUUUGCCUACUACCCAGUGUACCCAGGGCUGCGCAAUGAUGCCUUCUACCCCUGCCCUGCUGUUGCCAACGCCAACCGCUACUCCCCUGUUCAUGUUCCAUUUGCCUACUACCCAGUGUACCCAGGGCUGCGCAAUGAUGCCUUCUACCCCUGCCCUGCUGUUGCCAACGCCAACCGCUACUCCCCUGUUCAUGUUCCAUUUGCCUACUACCCAGUGUACCCAGGGCUGCGCAAUGAUGCCUUCUACCCCUGCCCUGCUGUUGCCAACGCCAACCGCUACUCCCCUGUUCAUGUUCCAUUUGCCUACUACCCAGUGUACCCAGGGCUGCGCAAUGAUGCCUUCUACCCCUGCCCUGCUGUUGCCAACCGCUACUUCCCUCACGCCGAGGUACGAGCGGAUCCUUUCUACGCGGAGGAGGUGCCUUACGUUCACCAAUACCCAGCUUACCCCGUGGAACACCCUGCCUUCCACUACCACAAAGCAGCACCUGCUUUCCCCUACUACAAGGCCGCCCCUGCCUCGGCUUUCCCUUACUACAAGGCCGCGCCUGCCUCGGCUUUCCCUUACUACCAGGCUGCCCCUGCCCCAGCCUACCCCUUCCUCAAGUUUGCCCCAACUCCUGAUGUAUCUUACCCCUUCACGGCCACCCCAGCUUAUGAAUCCUAUCCUUACUUGAAGGCUGCUGUUCCUAUGGAAGCUGCUUACCCUUAUGUGAGUGCAUACCCAUAUGCUUCAGGCCCAUUUGCUUAA
This is a messenger RNA of Macrosteles quadrilineatus (aster leafhopper), 1314 nucleotides long. Its product is annotated as serine, glycine and glutamine-rich protein-like. The transcript has 5 exons. Bases 1 to 1314 code for a protein of 437 amino acids. The record is from RefSeq and is a predicted model, not a curated record. NCBI's taxonomy places the organism in Eukaryota, Metazoa, Arthropoda, Insecta, Hemiptera, Cicadellidae.